UCGUAACUCACAAGCUACAUGCACUGCAUCCGGAACGUAAGGUUGUGUUAGUGUCGGGUUUCCUCGGCUCGACCCGAACCCGAAGUUUGGAUUAGACCAAUCGGGUUCGGGUCUGACCCAUCUAACACACCUACCUUAUAUAUAUAUACCCACCUCUAUCCACCGAGAGAAAUCCAAAGGCCCCCCUUUCUCUCAUCCAUAUAUGGGCUGAUGGGCAUCAAGUUCUUAAGCUUCCACAUGCUUCCCUACUGCUUCCACCUCAUCUCCAACCACAUCACCUGCCUCAGUCUCCCACCGUCCCAUUCCCCAGCCCCCACCAUCAAGCUCAUCAAAUCCGACGGCCACAUCGACAUCUACCACCGCCCGAUCCCGGCCUCAGAUCUCAUGCGGCAAUUCCCCAAACACCUCAUCUGCGACUCCGAUUCCUUCUUCCUCGGUCAACGAAUCCCCGCCCUCUCCGCAACCGACACUCUCCAGCUCGGCCACAACUACUUCCUCCUCCCUUCUCACCUCUUCCAGUCCGUCCUCUCCUUCAUCACCGUCGCCUCCUUCGCCUCCUCCUCAAAAAAACCCGCCACGUGUCGGCCCUUCGACGUACACAAGACCCCAUCAGGGACGCUCCAGAUUCGCGUUUCAGACGAGUUCAUCGAUUCGCUGCUGUACGAAGGAGAGGAAGGAGAGAAAACCAAGAAGGAGAAGGUUGGGAGGGUUUGUUCUACGCCCGAGUUGGAGAAGGAUUAUACGCGACUGGUUGGGUGUGAGAGGUUUAAGGAGUGGAGGCCGAAGCUGGAGACAAUAAAUGAGAAGGAAAGAAGGAAGCUUGGAGGGUUUGGAAUGAGAAGAAGGAAGAAAUCUCAAAACAAAGGAAGCCAAACGAGCCUUCUUCAUGUAAGUAGAGCGAGAAAAGGCUCUUGAAGAUUGGGGGCUUUUUUGCCCUUUUUUUUCUUGAAUGGACUGUAUUUUGUAAAACUGGUUUUUCAUUACACUGAUAUAUAUAUAUAUACAAGUGAUUAAACUGUAA
This is a messenger RNA of Magnolia sinica, 1021 nucleotides long. RefSeq lists its product as uncharacterized. Lineage: Eukaryota; Viridiplantae; Streptophyta; Magnoliopsida; Magnoliales; Magnoliaceae. The coding region runs from base 211 to 915 and encodes 234 amino acids. The transcript has a single exon. The record is from RefSeq and is a predicted model, not a curated record.